This is a messenger RNA of Python bivittatus (Burmese python), 2395 nucleotides long. The record is from RefSeq and is a predicted model, not a curated record. NCBI's taxonomy places the organism in Eukaryota, Metazoa, Chordata, Lepidosauria, Squamata, Pythonidae.
GUUCUACUGGGACUUCACCAUGUUGCUCUUCAUGGUGGGCAACCUGAUCAUCAUUCCUGUCGGCAUAACCUUCUUCAAAGACGAGACCACAGCUCCCUGGAUCGUCUUCAACGUGGUGUCUGACACCUUCUUCCUCAUGGACCUGGUUAUGAAUUUCCGGACGGGCAUCGUCAUCGAGGACAAUACGGAGAUCAUCCUGGAUCCCGAGCGGAUCAAGAAGAAGUACUUGAAGACGUGGUUUGUGGUGGACUUUGUCUCCUCUAUUCCUGUGGAUUAUAUCUUCCUCAUUGUGGAGAAAGGCAUCGAUUCCGAGGUCUACAAGACCGCUCGCGCCUUGCGCAUCGUCCGCUUCACCAAGAUCUUGAGUCUCCUGCGGCUGCUGCGUCUCUCUCGUCUUAUUCGCUACAUUCACCAGUGGGAGGAGAUUUUCCACAUGACAUACGACCUGGCUAGUGCAGUGAUGCGAAUCAUCAACCUCAUUGGCAUGAUGCUACUUCUGUGUCACUGGGACGGCUGCCUUCAGUUCCUCGUUCCGAUGCUGCAGGAUUUCCCUAGUGAUUGCUGGGUCUCCAUCAACGGCAUGGUGAACGAUUCCUGGAGCGAGCUGUACUCCUUUGCCCUCUUCAAGUCCAUGAGCCACAUGCUCUGCAUCGGAUACGGGCGCCAGGCGCCGGAGAGCAUGACCGACAUCUGGCUGACGAUGCUGAGCAUGAUCGUGGGAGCCACCUGCUAUGCCAUGUUCAUCGGCCAUGCCACAGCCCUCAUCCAGUCCCUGGAUUCCUCCCGGCGCCAGUAUCAAGAAAAGUACAAACAAGUGGAACAAUACAUGUCUUUCCACAAACUACCUGCUGAUUUCCGGCAAAAGAUCCAUGACUACUAUGAACAUCGCUACCAGGGCAAAAUGUUUGAUGAGGACAGCAUCCUUGGGGAACUUAAUGAGCCUUUGCGAGAGGAGAUCGUCAACUUCAAUUGUCGCAAACUGGUGGCCUCCAUGCCGCUCUUUGCCAACGCUGACCCCAAUUUUGUCACAGCCAUGCUCACCAAACUGAGAUUUGAAGUAUUCCAGCCAGGCGACUACAUCAUCCGAGAGGGCACCAUCGGGAAAAAGAUGUACUUCAUCCAGCACGGAGUGGUCAGCGUCCUCACAAAAGGGAAUAAAGAGAUGAAGCUUUCAGAUGGUUCCUAUUUCGGAGAGAUUUGCCUCCUGACCAGAGGGCGGCGAACUGCAAGUGUCCGUGCGGACACAUAUUGUCGCUUGUAUUCCCUCUCGGUGGACAAUUUUAAUGAAGUCCUAGAGGAAUACCCCAUGAUGAGGCGGGCUUUCGAAACAGUCGCCCUGGAUCGCUUGGAUCGCAUUGGGAAGAAGAAUUCCAUCCUCCUGCACAAGGUGCAGCACGACCUCAAUUCAGGAGUCUUCAACAACCAGGAGAACGAGAUCAUCCAAGAGAUUGUCAAGUACGACCGGGAGAUGGUUCAGCAAGCAGAGCUCCAGCAGCACACCGCCAUGUACACCCCAGCUCAGCCCCAGGUGACCUCGGCGAUCGCCACGCUCCAGCAGGCGGUGGCUAUGAGCUUCUGCCCCCAGAUGGCCAGCCCACUGGUCGGCCCAAUCAGCCUCGGGUCCCCACGGAUGGUCCGCCGGCUCCAGUACCAGGGAGGUAUCCCCGGGGCCUUCUCCAUCUCGCCGGCAUUGCUCCAGCAGCAUCACCAGCACCAACAGCAGCAGCUCAACCUACAGCAGCAGCAGCAGCAACAGGGUGUCCCAAUGCCACAGAAUGUGCCACGGCCCCCGCAGCAGAAUGCCCCACUCCAGCAGCAGCCCCCACCUCCCCAGCCUCCUCCAGCCUCUUCCACCAGCCCCUUCCCCUCUGUAGUGUCCAGUCCCCCUUCCCAAAGCCCCCACACCAGCCGGACGUUCCCGUAUGGGGGUGCCAAGGGUCAGUCGGGUUCCCAGCUCUCGCUAACUCAGCAGAAGCCGCCUGGCUCGCCGCAGCGGCUGGCGGCCCACAAGAGCACCCAGGCCCUUCACACAAGCAGUCUCAGCCAGGAGACUCGGCCGCUCUCCGCCUCCCAACCCUCCCUUCCCCACGGCAUUUCUCAGACCCUGAGCCAGAGCCCGCCGUCCUCGGCUCACGCGUCCACCGCUUCGAUCGCCACAGGGCAGGGAGCCUCCCCAUCGUCGCCUGCCACUUCGACCCAGAAUGCUGGUAACACCCCACAAGCCGCAUCGCGGCCGGCUGCCCGGCUGCCCCACCAGAUGUCCAUGGCUGCAGCGUACCCUGGGACAGCUGCCGUGGCGGGCAUCCAGCAGGACUCGGGUAGUGCCCGCAAGGAUUCCAUCAUUAGUGCUCCUGAUACGGACUCAGCAAAGUCUAGGCUUCCGUCCAAUUUGUGA